Molecule: messenger RNA, 939 nt
Organism: Aspergillus terreus NIH2624
Lineage: Eukaryota; Fungi; Ascomycota; Eurotiomycetes; Eurotiales; Aspergillaceae
Product: putative mitochondrial phosphate carrier protein (Mir1)
Exons: 3
Coding region: 1-939 (312 amino acids)
Biological process (GO): mitochondrial phosphate ion transmembrane transport
Cellular component (GO): mitochondrial inner membrane
Molecular function (GO): phosphate transmembrane transporter activity
Source: RefSeq, a predicted model, not a curated record
AUGGCUGCCCCCAAGACCGACGCCCCGGUCGCUGCGGCUCCCCAGCUCAGCGGUCUGCAGCUCUACUCCAGAUUCGCCUUCGCUGGUGCUGUCUGCUGCUCCGUCACCCACGGUGCUCUCACUCCCGUCGAUGUCGUCAAGACCAGAAUCCAGCUUGACCCCGUCACCUACAACCGUGGCAUGAUCGGUGGUUUCCGUCAGGUUAUCGCCAACGAGGGUGCUGGCGCUCUCCUGACUGGUUUCGGUCCCACCGCCGCCGGUUACUUCCUCCAGGGUGCUUUCAAGUUCGGUGGUUAUGAGUUCUUCAAGCAGCAGUGCAUCAACCAGCUCGGUUACGAGACUGCCUCCAACAACCGUACCGCCGUCUACCUCGCCUCGUCUGCCUGCGCCGAAUUCUUCGCCGACAUUGCCCUCUGCCCUCUGGAAGCCACCCGUAUUCGUCUCGUCUCUCAGCCUGACUUCGCUAGCGGUCUCAUGAGCGGUUUCACCAAGAUCCUCAAGAACGAGGGUGUUGGUGCUUUCUACUCUGGUUUCGGUCCCAUCCUCUUCAAGCAGGUCCCCUACACCAUGGCCAAGUUCGUCGUCUUUGAGAAGGUCUCUGAGGCUAUUUUCCGCACCGUCGAUAAGGAAUCCCUCUCCGAUGGCUCCAAGACCGCUGUCAACCUUGGCUCUGGUCUGAUCGCUGGUUUCGCUGCCGCCCUCGUCUCCCAGCCCGCUGACACCAUGCUGAGCAAGAUCAACAAGACCCCUGGUGCUCCUGGUGAGGGUACCGUCUCUCGUCUGGUCAAGAUCGGUAAGGAGCUCGGCUUCCGUGGCUCCUACGCCGGUAUUGGUGCUCGUCUCUUCAUGGUUGGUACCCUGACUGCCGGUCAGUUCGCCAUCUACGGUGACAUCAAGCGUCUCCUGGGUGCCACUGGCGGUGUUGAGAUCUCCAAAUAG